This is a messenger RNA of Pterocles gutturalis (yellow-throated sandgrouse), 690 nucleotides long. RefSeq lists its product as uncharacterized. The annotation marks the transcript as partial. The transcript is spliced from 2 exons. NCBI's taxonomy places the organism in Eukaryota, Metazoa, Chordata, Aves, Pterocliformes, Pteroclidae. The record is from RefSeq and is a predicted model, not a curated record.
AUGGCUGUUGUAAUCUUCCUCACCUUGCUUGUGCAGGGCUUCAUCCUGAACAAGUACCUGGUGGGUGAUAAGCUGGACGAGGACACGUGCGAGCGCAUGAAGUGGCGUGAGAAGGUGCUGAGCCGUGAGAUGACUCAGCUGCUGCAGGAGCUGAAGCCGAGCGGCCUGGAGCAGAGGAGCCUGCAGCAGGGCGGCUUUGCCUGGGUAGCCCUGCUCUUCUCUGCUUUGCAGCAGUGGCAGUUCUGGGCCCUUGCGGGAGUGCUGGUCCUGCUCUUCUGGCUUGGCUGGUGGCUCGGGAAAAGGAGCAAAAACAACAAGGAGAAUGAUGAACAGGAAGAAAGCGAAGGAGAAGAUGCUGAUGAUGAGAGGGACCUGCUGCGCCCCGAGGGUGAGAGGCCGGCGAGGGACUCUGCUGUGGCCGAGGCGAAGUUCUUCAGCCAUAUUGCCAGGCAGGCCCUGCAUGACAGCUUCCACCUCAAAUGCCUGCAGCUCUGCGGGAGGGAUUUCCUGAAUCGGCUGGACGAUAUCACGUCAUACCUGCAUCAGGGUUGGAGCAAGAAAUGCAUCAACCACUUCUUUAUUGGCAACAAGUCUUUGCCUGAGGAGAUUAUCUUGACCUCAGCUGUCCUAAUGGCUGAGCUAUACAACCUCUUAUACCACCUGGUGGACAAUCCAGCUGCCAACAAUGAG